Messenger RNA from Saccharomyces paradoxus, 729 nucleotides. It is a transcript of the gene RRG7, whose product is annotated as Rrg7p. Bases 1 to 729 code for a protein of 242 amino acids. The record is from RefSeq and is a predicted model, not a curated record. The transcript has a single exon. NCBI's taxonomy places the organism in Eukaryota, Fungi, Ascomycota, Saccharomycetes, Saccharomycetales, Saccharomycetaceae. Gene Ontology annotation, cellular component: mitochondrion.
AUGAUACAAAACUACUUAGGACGAAGAUGUUUCAAUAACCAUGCAAUUCAUACAUAUGUCAAACAAAAUGCUGCUGUCGCCCAUUCGACGGUAUUUCAAGGAAAUCUUUAUGAAUAUACGGUGAUGAGGGAGUUAUCUGAAAAACUACGAAUGACCAAAAUAAGGAAAACCGGAGGCGCCCAUGAUGGAGGCGUAGAUAUAAAGGGAAAUUGGCCAGUAGAUGAUAUCUACUGGAAAACUUCAUCGCUUAUACCCAGUUCUGAAAUAGCCAAUAAUACAAAAAGAACAAACUCACAAAAUGGCUUCGUUUUGAAGCCUCUGAAGUAUAGGAUAAUUGACGAUACUUUUGAACCAUUGAAAGUAUUAGUCCAAUGUAAAGCUUUUACCAAAUCAAAAUUAUCUCCCAGAGAAUUCCGUGAGCUGGUGGGAACAUUCACCUCGUUAGUAUCUCAUAAUCAACGCAACAAAACUGUAUGUAUUAUGUGUUCCCCUCAUUUGUUAACAAAGGACACCCUAAAACUUAUCAAUAACAUCUCACUUCCUCUGAUAUAUUUACGUGUCGAAAUGCUGAAAGAAAAGACCGACGGGGACUUUGACUUAAUCAAUUCAGGGAGACUAGUCAAUUAUUAUGAAAAUUCAUAUGCCUCUACAUUGCUACAAGAUUGCAAGAUUCCCGAAUGGCUAAAGUUGGGGGUGUACAAAAAUAGUGAGUUUGGUUCAGAAAAAUGA